Ordospora colligata OC4 is the source of this 2730-nucleotide messenger RNA. RefSeq lists its product as uncharacterized. NCBI's taxonomy places the organism in Eukaryota, Fungi, Microsporidia, Ordosporidae. Bases 1 to 2730 code for a protein of 909 amino acids. The record is from RefSeq and is a predicted model, not a curated record. The transcript has a single exon.
AUGGAAGGAAUACAAACAGAUGGCUUAGUUGAGACUGGUAUUUUUGAAAGGAUCCAGGCGCUUGUAAGGAACUCUGAAGAUGGAGACUUCAGGUUUGUUAAUCCAUGUACAUCAAAGAAGAGUGAUGCAUUAACAACCAAUACAGCUAAACAAUACACGGAUACAUCUAGUGAAGAUCCAGUUGUUGAUAUUGGAUGUAGUCGAUUGAAUCUGUGGAGAAUUUCGACUCAGAUAGUCGUUUUUGGGCAAUGCUGGAACAACAGCACUGAGAACAUUACUAAAAGAAAUAAUAAGGAUGAGCUGAUUACGUUCAUGAAUUCCAAGUACGGAGACAGAUGCAUGAUAUGGUGUUUUGAGGACAUAUUCUCAGGCUCAUAUAAUAUCCAGAAGAUGCCUUUGCUUGAUUUUGAUCUUGGAGUUGCAUAUAGAAUGUGUUGUGCAGUCAAAUGCUGGCUGGACUUCAAUUCGAAUAAUGUGGCAGCAUUCGAGCUUAAGCAUGGAGAUAAUGGCAGGUUCAAGUUUGUGAUUGGAUGUAUAAUGAAGUACUGUGGAAUAGAUGGAGAUGAUACUUGUAUGGAUGAUACCUGCUUUGAUUCUUUUCAGUCUUCUUUGAUGAAUGUAAAUACAGUUAGGAGGUACAUUAAGUAUUUUGAAUCAGCAAGCAAUAUGAAAUAUGAAGGAAAUCACAACAUUGUUUUGAAGCAGUUGAUAAUUACUACAAUUCCAGUUGCACAUUCUACUGACUUUCAGGUUGGUAUUUCAAUUAAUGGAAAAGGCAGAAUGUUGUACAUUGCUCAGGAGGCUACUUGUGAUGAAGAUGCUGCUGGCUAUGAUUAUGAUGUUUACAGAGAUGAAGAUUAUGUGGUGUUUAGUGAGAUCGGAUGCAAUGUAUCGGAAGAUAUUCAAAUAGAAAUGUGGUACUAUUCGAAUGAGAAACAGGAGAAGGUGCUGAGCCUUAGAGUCAAUCCGCUUUUCUACAGACAAGGUGUCUACAGAUUUACUCUCGAUGACAUGGAGCUUAUAUUACCAAGAAGCAGGUUCCAGGAUGAUUUUUCUGUUGAUUUAGUGCUAGUUGAGUCAGGAAGGAUGGAAAAAAAGAGCCUGUGUUUUGACAAGAUUGACCAAAUACAAGGCAUCAAGAUGCUGAAUGAUGGAUUCUGGAGGGAUUAUGACAGAAAGAUUUAUGAGCGACUUGUUUCCCAGGGAAUCAAUGAAGUUGUAUCAAAGAUCUGUGCAUAUAUGAGAUAUGAUACACACAGAUGUUCAGAAUUCACACAAGAUCUAGAGUCAAGAGGAGUAUGUACCAAUCGAAACGAUUCUUGUGUCUCUGGUCAUGUAGGAAUGAUGUUAUUUUGUAGGCAGAACAGUACUAAUGGACAUGAUGUUGAGGAUACAGAUAGAAAACAAGAUGAAAAUAACAACUGCACGGAUGACAGCAACAUCAAAUCAUCUUGUAUUAGCAGCAAUACAGAUAUUGAUGUGCGAAAAGAAUUAUAUUCAGUAGAAGUGGAAUGCAGUAAACUACGUUUAAUAGAGCAAAUCAACUGCGAAAUUCCAAUUAUAAGUACAAGAAAGGUUAUAUCAAAGAAACAGAUCAUUCGAAAAAAAACUAAUUGUGAAGAUAAAGCCAUCAGUAGCAUGGAGAUGGUAGUUAGAAAAUCACUGCACAUGGUUCCAUUAGCAAGAGUAGAUGGAACGAUAUUUAGUGAGUGCUCCAACAUUGAUAUCAUAAUGGAUCUGAAUAUGUUUGAAGAUAUGCUUUGUGAACCUGUUGAAAAUAUGAACAAUACAAUUAGCAAUCAAGCAAUAGCAACAAGCGUUAUAGACAGUAAUAGAUUAUUUUUAGCUUCAUUGGCAUUGAGACACCUUGAGCUUAAAGGAAUCACACCUGAAAACAUUUAUGUGUUCUUAGAGUCUCCAUCUAGCCCUCUAGAACUUCAAGAUUUGUUGAACAUAGAAAAGAUAUAUCCAAAUAGUACGGAGGCAUUGAGUCUGUCAUUAGCACCUCCAGAGAUGCUCAAUGAAGUUGAAGAGUCAAUGCUCAGGUACUCGCGCUAUGUAGAUGCGCUCAAGUUAUUGGAUAUCUUGAUAUUUGAGAGAAAGCUUUUCAAUGAGAUAUUCCUGAUGGAGGAUGCCUUGAUUGAGCUUCUGAUGCUGUACAACCGUAUUAUUGAUAGCCAUGGACUAAAAAUUCUCAUGAAAGCUGUUCUUGAAAUAUGCAAUGCCAUAAACUUCAAGUACUCAAUGACCCGAAAGAAAAUACCUGGAUUUCGUAUUUCUAGCCUGUGUGUAUUCAGUGGAUACAAAGGAAAAAACAAUAUGUCGCUGUUUCCUUUUCUAUUCCAUGUGAUGGAAGCGAAUGGAGUUGGGAUUGGCGAUCUACUUGAUGAGUUUGCAACCAUACAUGAACUUAAAGCUGAAGAAUUGCCUAGAAUCCGUGAGAAAAUCAAUUUGUUUAUUGAGAUGUACACAAAUAAUCUCUGUGCGCUGAAUGUUAUUGAUUCAAAGCAUCAGAAGGCAUAUUCUGGAUUUUUCUUAUUUGCAUGUAAUAAGUUAGAAUGUGUAGUGAAUAUGUAUAAAGAAUGUAACCUGAAAUCAGGCAUAAUCAAACACAAAUUUGGAGACCAUGACGAUGGCAAAUGCACAAGUACCGUUCUAGUUGCUCUAUCUGAGUUUCUGCAUAAUAUGAAGAUGCAUUUUGAAAUUUACAGUAAAAGUAAGAAUGUUUGA